Messenger RNA from Monosiga brevicollis MX1, 2247 nucleotides. RefSeq lists its product as uncharacterized. NCBI's taxonomy places the organism in Eukaryota, Choanoflagellata, Craspedida, Salpingoecidae. The record is from RefSeq and is a predicted model, not a curated record. The transcript has 2 exons. The coding region runs from base 1 to 2247 and encodes 748 amino acids.
AUGUGGGAACCGGUUUCAGAUGGGCAUUGGGUGCAAGAGCCAGAGUCCGACCCAGAAUCCGAAACCAGCGAUGCAGGGGAGGACAGAGAAAAAGACCCAGCAAACACUCGCCCAACCGACCAGCACCCCCAGUCCACCGCGCCCGCCCUUAGCGCCCAACUGUAUGCCACGUCGACUGCCGACACGUUGAUAUGCGCGCUGGCUGCCAGCGCGGCCUCGGCUCGCGACACGCCUUUACACGUGUGCUUGGUGCUGGACCGCUCCGCCUCAAUGUCCGUGCCCGUCACUGCACGAGAUCGCGAGCAUGCCAUUGUCGAGUACGACAUUACCGUCAUGGACAUGGUCAAGUAUGCCGCCCGCGUGGCCCUCCACUGCCUUGCUCCGGGCGACCGCAUCUCCGUCGUCUCCUUUGCUGAUCAAGCUCGCAUCGACGUACCCCCUACCACCCUCCCGAGCACCCCCACUACCACCACCACCACCACCGGCCCCGCCGCCCAAGGCAACUCCGAACUGGCGGCGGUUGUCGCUGGGAUCGACCAGAUUGCCGCCGAGGGCCGCACCAACCUGUGGGCUGGCCUGCGCACCGCCCUCACCCUCCUCCGCGAGCACCAUGUGCCUGGAACCCACAACCUCUGCAUUGCCCUCACGGAUGGCGUGCCCAAUUGCCACCCGGCCCUGGGCUAUGUCGAAGCCCAACGCGCCUUUCAAAACGACCCCGACUUUCGCUACGUUCUCAACACCAUUCCAUUUGGCUACGAAGACAUGGACGCCAAGCUCCUUCACCAGCUAGCCCUGCAAGGCGGUGGCAUCAUGGUCAACGUACCCGACUGCGGCAUGGUCGGCACCGUGCUCACCAACAUGCUGGCCAAUGCCAAGACCACCACCCAUUGCGACCUGGCCCUGCAUGACCCCCACCGCCUCCUCAACCGCCGACUCCCUUGCCGGGCCGAUGUCGCAUAUGACCGCAAGCUUGGGCGCCUCGCUCUCGGCUGCCGCCCUUGCGCCUCUGACGACGAGGACGAGAGCGAGGACCUUGAGGAUUUUGAGGACGUCGACCAUCACACCGUUCUCAAGCUAGAUCUGUCGCACCUUUUGACCCUGCGCGCCUUCAACGUACGCACGGGCCAGGUGGAAGAGGUGCCCGUGCCCCUUGCUGACCUUGAACUGCCCGAGUCCGAGGAAGCGCGGACGCUGCUGCGCGAUGCUGUGUGUGCCGAGGUGCGCCAGCUCAACGUGCUGAUGGCUGCGCGCCGCAAUCACACGGCCAGUCAACAGCUUGCUGCUUUUCUGGAAGACCACGACGUACUGGACCUGGACCCCGAGCUGUUUAUCGACCUGAACGAGCAGGUGCGCCAGGCCCUGGCCCCGAAUGCUUACCGCCGCUGGGGUCAUACCUACCUUCCCUCCCUUGUGAUGGCCUACACCGCCCACCUUCGGCACAACUUUAAGGACCCUGGCGUGCAACAUUUUGGCGGCUCCCGUUUUCGUCAGCUGGCUGCCCAGAUGUCCGACAUUUUCGACAGCCUCCCGGUGCCCCAACCUUCACUGCACACUGGACGCCGCCUCCCUUCCCUGGCCGUGCUCAACGAUUGCCUGGGCGGCUGCUACACCGGCGACAGCCUUGUUACCCUGGCCGACGGUACCGUCUGCCGUUGCGAUGCCGUUCGGCCCGGCUUUUGUUUGGCCGGCGGGGCUCGCGUGGCGUACGUCAUGGCCACGGCGUGCGUUUCCGGGCGCGAAGACCUCUGCCUUGUGGCCCCAGGGCUGAGCUUGACUCCCUGGCACCCCAUUUGCCGCGAGAACGAGUGGUUUUUCCCCGCCGAUCGCUAUCCCAUCCUGCGCAGUCAACGCUGCGCUUUCAAGUAUAGCUUUAUUCUCGAUGCUCCACCGUCGCGCGGGGCCGUGGUUGUGGUCGGUGGCGUCUCCACUGUGGCGCUCGGUGGUGCCGACCAAGCGCGAGCAGCCUUGCCCGCGGCUCGCGACCCCAACGCCGUGCUGGAACACGCCUUUUUUGGCACCACCGCCGUCCGCCGCCGCGUGGCCGAGCUUGCCCCGCUCUCCAGCAGCCGGGUUGCUGGCCGCUACCUCGUGCUUCAACCGCACGCCUUUAUCCGCCCGACUCCCUCGGCUCCCAUCUCGGACAUUGACGCCCGCGCCGUUGUGCCCCUAUGCAUAACCCUCAACCCGGCUUGGCUUUUCAACUUUUCACCGCGGGCUGUCUCCCAGGCAGCUGUACCUUGCGCAUAA